Messenger RNA from Mycena citricolor, 2521 nucleotides. The record is from the annotation of a GenBank genome assembly. Lineage: Eukaryota; Fungi; Basidiomycota; Agaricomycetes; Agaricales; Mycenaceae.
GUGAGUUUGAGACGAGAAUUGACGGCCUCAUCGACUUAGUCUGGAAUGGCGUUAAUCAAGGCCCUAAAAUGGUCAUGUCUCGAUCUGAAAAUAGCCCAAAUCAGGCCGAAAACAUGAAACCCACGCUGAACUAGUGCAAAUCCCGGGCACACACAGCGAAUAUUCUCGCAGUUGCUUUCGUCACUGAGUUCCACAGGGGUGUCAAAAUCAGCUCAUUCACUCACUGUGAUAAGUCAGAUCUUGUGGAAUGCACCUCAGACAGAGGACAAAGCCGGACGGAACUUUGAACAAAAUACUACACAAGUUCCAGAUUUAUCCGGAUUGAGGCAGACCUCGGUCCGAUAUAGUGCAAUCAGCCUCUUGAGGUGAACUGACCUUGUAGUGUAGCCGGGGCCAGAUCUGCUUCUCUCAGUCACGACAUGUGAUGACUGAAACGUGAUCAGCAGGACAGACGGUUGAUAUUUGUAAUUCGCGCCAAAAUUAUAUCAACGUCCUUCUCCCGGGUCGCAAUCGCACCGAUGCGAUAUAUUUCUUGACCGCAUUCGAUCGUAGACAAUUAUAAAACUCGGAUCAUUGAGUGCCGAGCGAGGGAGGUAGGGCAGAUCGGGUCGUCUCUCGAACAAGGUGUCACAGUUUCGUCCACGGGCAUCGAUUCGAAAUAAGCGUAUGUGUGGGAAAGGUUAUAUGCCAUCACGAUGACCGAGUCAAUCAUCAUCUUAUCGAUAAUUAUGUAUCGGCGACGCAUGACCCGGCAUCAAGUGACGCAUCCCAGCACACAUAUUUGGGAAUCAUGUUGCUCUGCACGCGCACCGCUCCUUCUUCCCCUGGGAAAAACUUCCAUUCCUUUGGUUUCAUGUGGGCGAUAGCAUCGAUUGUGUCUGUGUUGUCUCAACGCCGGGGCUGAGCUGCCAGGUAGUCGUGCAUUCGAUCGGUCGUGCAGCCAAGUUCCCGGCUCGCAUGUUGUGAAGUGCUGACAAUCGAAGAACCGCGCGCAAAUCCUGGGAGCGUCGCACCGCAUACGGAUCGAUCAACGCCUGUUGUCACGCGCCGCGCAGAUCACAGACGCGAUGGGACACACGCCGCGCAUGCUUCUCCCCGCGACCCAGCGUGCUCCCCCCUCCGGACCAUGUGUGCAUGAGAGAACCGCUCUGAUGCUAUAAAUUGGGGCCCGGGAAUCUCCCAGGACUCAGCGACGACGACGAUGCUGUCCCCAGUACUCUCCCUCUUCCUGCUGGCCGCUGCCACGACGGCGCUCGCCUCCACAACAACAACGCCGACGCCGCACACGAUCCAGCUCCAAUCGCGCGUCGCCCCGAAAGACGCGACCCUGCGGCGCCGCGCGCUGAACCCCGCGACGGUGCCGCUCGCGGACUUCUUCCUCGGCACGGACCUGCAGUGGUUCGGCAACAUCUCCGUGGGCACGCCGCCGCAGACGGUGUCGGUCGUGUUCGACACGGGCAGCAGCACGCUCGAGUUCGCGUCGACGCUGUGCGGCACGCAGUGUUCGAACCAGGUCAAGUUCGACUCGAGCAAGUCGACCACGUUCGUCGAUCGCGGGAGGACGUCGUCGAUCACCUUUGCGACGGGCGUCGGCGUCGAUCCGGUUAUUGGGUCCAACUACAGACUGACGCUGCGGGAGGCAAGUGACACGGUGACCGUCGGGGGCCUGACCUCCAAGGGCGUCGACCUGUUCUUGAUCACGGGCCAGACCCCCAAGUUCAACAUCGACCCGUUCAGCGGCAUCCAGGGUAAGCUGCGUGCGUCUCAGCCUGAGCUCUGCCGCUCACACGAAGCUGGAACAGGAAUGAGCGCGCUGGCGCAGGGAUUCUUCGCGUCUCUCAUCAACCAGGGCCUCCCAUCCCUCUUCAGUUUGUACCUCACGCCCCGCGCGAUCGGCGGCGCUGAGCUGACCAUCGGCGGAGUCGAUUCCACCAAAUUCACCGGUACGCACCUCUUCCCUGGAUCGCUGACCUUCGCGUCGCUGCCGAACCCGAACUCGGACCCGACCUGGUCGCUCGACUCUCCCCGCAUCGCCGUCAACGGCAAGACCACGUCGGUCCUCUCCCGCGCGCGCAACAUCAUCUUCGACUCGGGGACGUCGAACGUGCUGUUCGACACCCAGACCGCGAACGCGAUCUACGCGCUCAUCUCCCCGAACAUCAAGCCCUUCGCCGCCGAGCCCGGCACCUACGGCAUCGCCUGCUCCCUCAUCCCGACGCUGCCCGCCAAGAUCGACAUCGGGUUCACCUCCCAGUCCGGCAAGGCGUUCAACCUCACGAUCCCCAGCAGCGAGCUCAGCGUCGGCCCGUUCGCGAGCAGCCCCAGCACGUGCCAGACGCUCAUCAAUGCGUUCGACGGGCUCGAUCUCGUCGGCGGGAGCCUGUUGAAGCACUACUAUAGUGUGUGGGAUGUGGGCGCCCAGCGCAUGGGUUUCGCGCCGCUCGCGUUCUGAAGGCUGGAUAUAUGGGUGCAGUAGGGAUAUCUACUGCCAGCUGCUCUCUUUGGAUUGAUUCGAGCCAAC